Molecule: messenger RNA, 2638 nt
Organism: Lactuca sativa (garden lettuce)
Lineage: Eukaryota; Viridiplantae; Streptophyta; Magnoliopsida; Asterales; Asteraceae
Product: putative inactive receptor kinase At4g23740
Biological process (GO): protein phosphorylation
Molecular function (GO): ATP binding; protein kinase activity; protein binding
Source: RefSeq, a predicted model, not a curated record
AUAAAAAGCCAGGUUUUAUAAGCGGAGGCCAAUCAAUCAAAUUCACGAGAGACUGAGGGUUAUGAGCGCCGCGGUUGUGGUGUUCGUCGGUGCUUACCUCCUCCGCUCUUCAACAGAGGUCCUCCACCCGCGGAAAUGGCGGAACACUUUGUUCUCUCCUCCAGCUACAGCCUAGCCAUCAAUACAACCUGUACUAAAUUCCCUCUCCCUCCAAAUCAUUACAUUUCUUAGGUGUUUAAAUUGAUUAAUUAUUACGCUGGAGUUCUUCCUCUACGUACCAUUUACCACCACGUGCAUCUUCCGCUCAUCUCUCCAAUCUCAUUGAUUUCUCCAUACCCCAGCUCCCUCCCUCUUUCCUCCAUUUAUUGUUUCCACCCUACCUCCAUUAAUUUCUGCUCCCAACCUCCAAAAUCUCUCUCUCCGCCUAUUAGAUUCAUUAAUCUCCUUCAGUACAUGUGUUUCUAUGUGUUGGUCGAGUUGUUUAGCUCAUUGCUUGUACAUUCUGACAAAGGGUUCAAUGGGUUUACCUAAUCGUCACAGAGAUCUGAAAAAAUGAGCAGAAACGUUGUUCUAUAGCUUUUGGAGUUUGUAACUAUAUACUAUCUGUCAUCAACACAGAAGAUGACAGUCAAGAACAAGAACAUGAUUACGUUGUCUGCAAUUUUCUUGUUCGGAGCAACUAUAUCCAUGGUCACCGGAGAGCCUUUGGAAGAUAAGCAAGUUUUACUUAAUUUCAUACAAAGCAUUUCGCAUAGUCGCGAAAUCAAUUGGGAAAUGGGUUCUUCAGCUUGUGUUAACUGGACCGGGAUAACAUGUAAUCAUGAUGAGUCAAGAAUCAUCGCCGUUCGUUUGCCGGCGUUUAGUCUUCAUGGUCCUAUUCCUCCGGAUACUCUUAGCCAAUUGUCGGAUCUUCAGAUCUUGAGUUUGAGAUCAAACGGGUUAACGGGUCCUCUCCCGCCCGAUUUCUCCAACCUCACAAACCUAACAGCUCUCUAUCUUCAAUCAAACGGACUCUACGGCCCAUUGCCUGUAAAUUUCUCAAAUUGGAACAAUCUUUCGAUACUUGAUCUCUCAAACAAUGGUUUCAACGGAAGCAUAUCACCUUCCAUUUCGAAUUUAAGCCACCUCACUGCUUUAAACCUUGCUAACAACUCCUUUUCCGGCGAAAUCCCUAAUCUUAGCAUCCCAAGUUUGCAAGCUCUCGAUUUGUCGAACAAUAAUCUCACCGGACCUGUUCCUCAGUCUCUCGAACGAUUCCCCAGCUCGUCUUUCGUCGGAAAUGACCUUUCUCCUUUGAAUUCACCGCCACCGGUUCUCUCUCCGGCCGCCCAACCGUCAUCCAAAAAAUCUUCAAAACUCGGCGAACCUGCAAUUCUCGGAAUCGCGAUCGGUGGUUGCGCUCUAGCGUUUGUACUCCUUGCGUUGAUAAUGAUACUCCGGUAUUCUAAUAAAAAGGAGGUUUCCGGGAGACCGGAGAAAGAAGAAAAGGUAACAAAACUGCGUUCCGGCAGCCAAAAUGUAAACGGAAAUGGAACCCUUGUGUUCUUCGAAGGCAGUAGCCUGGCGUUUGACCUUGAGGAUCUGUUUAGAGCUUCGGCUGAGGUGCUUGGUAAGGGAACAUUCGGUACGACUUAUAAAGCGGCGUUGGAGGAUGCAAACACGGUGGUUGUGAAGCGGUUGAAGGAAGUUGCAGCGGCGAAGCGAGAUUUUGAGGUCCAAAUGGAGGUUGUUGGGAAUAUUCGACAUGAGAAUGUUGCUCCUUUGAGAGCUUAUUAUUAUUCCAAAGACGAAAAGUUGAUGGUGUAUGAUUAUUACGAUCAAGGGAGUGUUUCGUCAAUGUUACAUGCAAAAAGAGGCGAGGAUCACCGGAGUCCACUAGAUUGGGAUAGCCGGUUGCGGAUAGCCAUCGGAGCAGCGAGAGGGAUCGCAUAUAUCCACACCCAAACAAACACAAAGCUUGUCCAUGGAAACAUCAGAGCCUCCAACAUCUUCCUAAACCCACAGGGAUACGGUUGCGUAAGUGAUCUUGGCCUGGCGGCAGUAAUGACACCGCUAGCGCCACCGGUGAUGCGGAUUGGCGGUUACCGGGCACCGGAAGUAUCCGACACCCGGAAAGUCUACCAAGCAUCAGAUGUUUACUCUUUCGGAGUCGUCCUGUUGGAACUCCUCACCGGAAAAUCACCUACCCAUGCCACCGGCGGCGAGGAGGUGGUGCAUUUGGUGAGAUGGGUGAACUCGGUGGUCCGGGAGGAAUGGACGGCUGAGGUUUUUGAUGUGGAGCUUUUGAGGUACCCGAAUAUAGAGGAGGAGCUGGUGGAGAUGUUGCAGAUUGGGAUGCAAUGUGUGGCAAGGUUGCCGGAACAGCGGCCCAAGAUGGCGGAGGUCGUGAAAUUGGUGGAGAAUGUCCGGAGGCCGACAAAUAUGGAUGUGUCGGAGGUAUCUACUCCGGCGACGGAGGUGUCAGCGUCUCCGGUGGUAGCACAACAGAUAGGGUCGUCUGUAAUUGCAAUGUAAGAUUAAUUUUAAUUUUUUUUUUUUAAGAAAUUAGUUGUGAAAAUAAUUGUAAUAUUUAAAAAUGUAUGUGAGAGAUGAAGAUGGGGGUUGGUAUUGGUUGGUAAUGUCAAAUAUUAUUUUAUUA